GCCAAAGCAACUGAAGGAGGCGUGUGCUGCUGCUGCUCUGCGGGUCGUUUGCCUGUAAAAAAUAUUACCAAAUUCACAAUAGAAUCUUAACAGACGGUGGUUAACAAGUAACGAUGGCUGACGGUGACAACAAAAGCGCUAAUAUGCUAGCUCAGGAAACGGCCCAGCUGGAGGAGCAGCUGCAGGGCUGGGGCGAGGUUAUCCUGGCUGGGGAUCGUGUUGUGCGCUGGGAGAAACCGUGGUUCCCUGGAGCCCUGAUGGGUGGCACCACCAUGCUCUUCCUGAUGAUUUACUACCUGGACCCAUCAGUGCUGACUGGUCUCUCCUGUGCUGUCAUGCUGCUCUGCCUAGCAGACUACCUGGUGCCCACCCUGGCACCCAGAGUCUUCGGCUCCAAUAAGUGGACCACGGAGCAGCAGCAGCGUUUCCACGAAAUCUGCGGUAACCUGGUGAAGACUCAGCACCGCACCGUGGGCUGGUGGAAGCGCCUGUGUGCCCUCAAGGAAGAAAAGCCCAAAAUGUACUUUGCCUCAGUGAUCAGCAGUCUGCUGGCAGUGGCCUGGAUCGGACAGCAGGUGCACAACCUGUUCCUCACCUACCUGAUCGUGAGCUUCCUGCUGCUGCUGCCCGGCAUGAACCAGCACGGCGUCAUCACCAAGUACGCGUCCAUGGCCAAGAGGGAGAUCAACAAACUGCUCAAACAGAAGGAGAAGAAGAACGAGUAGUCGAACGAGUAGACGGGGAGAUGUGGAUAGGAAUGUCUGGAAGAUGACACAAAAUGGAAUGGGGAAGGAAGUUGAUUGAAGAAAGAGAGAGGAUAGCAAAAAAUGGCCCCGGCUUCCUCGGUCUGACACUUAUUUUUUAUUUUCACACAUCGGAUAAGUUUCAUUUCUCGUACACCUUUUUUUGACUUUUUUUUUUUUUUUUUAAGUUAUCUGCCAUGCAUGCAGCCACCACCACAUGAAGGUAUCUGUUGUCACACGUUCACACACAGCACUGAAAUGCUCAACACACACAAGUACACACUCUUAGGUGACAUGUGUUUCAUUUUAAGAUGUCAGUAAUGCUUUUAAGCCAUUCCUUCUACUUAGACAACGUGACUACUGAGCAGUUUUGUAGCAUUACUGCAUCAUUUUUAACCCCCCAUAGAUUCCUCACAGUAUAUUUUUCUUUUUUUCUUAUUCAGGACACUUUUUGUCACACAAGGACAGGUCAUGUACAUUUUACCUUUUUUUGUUUUUUUCUGCUUUUGUUAUAUUUAAAACUAAUGCUGAAAACAGAACUGGAUAUAAAGCUGAGCUCUUCAGGAGUUUCUAGAUAAAGCCUACUGCUGUACCGCUGCUAGCUGGGCCCUGUGGUCUAUUAGCUCUUCUUUAAAAACCCCACAGUGUGUAACUCAUGUGGGGGUCUCUGUGUAAAUAGGCCUAUCCCUUACUCUGUCCCUGUAUGUCCUUUUCUUUGUUAUUUAUGUGUUCCUCUCUUCCCUCAAUGUCAUCCUUUGUGGUUUGAUUACUGUCUCAACUCAUUUCAUUAUUUGUCUUUAUUGGACUUCUUUACAAAAAUGAAUAAAGUUUGAUUUAAAUUAA
Trematomus bernacchii (emerald rockcod) is the source of this 1586-nucleotide messenger RNA. It is a transcript of the gene arl6ip1, whose product is annotated as ADP-ribosylation factor-like 6 interacting protein 1. The coding region runs from base 114 to 725 and encodes 203 amino acids. The record is from RefSeq and is a predicted model, not a curated record. The transcript is spliced from 6 exons. NCBI's taxonomy places the organism in Eukaryota, Metazoa, Chordata, Actinopteri, Perciformes, Nototheniidae.